Messenger RNA from Ascochyta rabiei, 240 nucleotides. RefSeq lists its product as uncharacterized. Lineage: Eukaryota; Fungi; Ascomycota; Dothideomycetes; Pleosporales; Didymellaceae. The transcript has a single exon. The coding region runs from base 1 to 240 and encodes 79 amino acids. The record is from RefSeq and is a predicted model, not a curated record.
AUGCAGCAAAAAGCCACUCACCUCGCAGAACCUCCCAAGCACCGAUUCCAGAACUCGCCGAACCCCAGUCCAAACCACUCAAACUCCGAUGCCGUCUAUCCGCACCCUCGCUUAUCUGCCCUCGGCCGCGAAAACGACCGCAGCAAAACCCAGAGAGCAGCAGCAGCAGCAUCACCAGACCCAAUCCAACCCAAACCCCCUCUUAACUAUAUCUCACAUCACUCGAUCGCAGCACACUAA